UAAAAGCUUAUUAACACUGCAUGUAAAAUGGCGAAGAGAUGCUUGGUCCUUCGUCAAGUGACUGCUUUGACUUUGGCACUUUGCGUGGACGCCUGCUUUGUGUACGCGGCCGUGGUCGUGGAACACGCGCACGGGACCGGUGCGAGUUCCGCAUGGGUGUUUGCGCUGCUGAGGUGUUUGGCGCUCGGCGCGGUAACCGUGGCGGCGCUCGGAGGACUGCCGCCGGUACCGGCUCGCCUCCUCGCCGCGCACUGUGCACUUCCCGCCGUGAUGGAGACCGGGACCGCGGUGCUGGGCCUGGAGGACAACCGGUGCGGCGUGGUGGCGGACGCGCGCUGCUGGCUGAUGUGCACCGGAGCCUCGCUGGCUGCUGCCUUCUUUUGGGAAACGCUCCUCCCGGUCUCCGAUGGCGAAGGAAAGACGCAAAACAAGCCCAGAGUGUUGUUCAUGAGAGUGGUCCGCAUGUACAAGCCGGACUAUCCCGCGAUGCUCGCUGCCUUCUUCUUCCUCACCCUGGCUGUUGUCUGUCAGAUGUCCAUUCAGUUUUACACGGGGAAGAUUAUUGACAACCUGCGUGCUAAUUACUUGCCAAAUGAAUUCUUCUCAGCGCUCCUCCUCAUGGGCCUCUACUCUUUGGGAAGCUCACUGGGCGCAGGCUGCAGAGGGGGUCUCUUUACGUGGGCCAGACACUCUUUUACGUGCAGAGUCAACUGCAAACUGUUUGAAGCUUUGACCAAACAGGAAGUUGGGUUUUUCGAGACGGUACAGAUAGGUGAACUCACAAGCAGGUUGUCUACGGACACCAGCAUGAUGGGGGAUACAGCGUGUCUCAACGUCAACGUUCUGCUGAGGAACCUCAUCAAGAUGGUUGCCAACUUGGUCCUAAUGUUGCAACUAUCAUGGCAGCUGACACUUAUAGUGUUGAUGGUGGUCCCGGUUUCGAGCCUCAUACAGAACAUCUACAACAAGCACGAGCAGCGGUUGAAGCUGGCCAUACAGAACUCCCUGGCCGAGGAAAAAAAAACGGCCCAUGAGAUCCUUUCGGGUAUCCGUACGGUACGGAGCUUUAGCGCUGAGAAACACGAGGCCCGUCACUAUGACAACCGGCUGCUGGACACGAACGUCCUCAAGAACCAGCGGCAAACUGUCAGGAUUGUGUACCUUCUCGGAAGGAGGUUGACAGAUUUGGUGAUGCAGGUGCUGAUCUUGUGGUAUGGCAGGUUGUUCAUCCAGAGGGGGAAAAUGAGCACCGGCCACCUAGUCACCUUCAUCCUCUACCAAUCAGAUCUUCAGUACAACAUCAUGGCACUAAUCUACAUCUGCAGCAACAUGCUGAACUCAGUGGGGGCCGCUGCUAAAGUGUUUGAGUAUCUGGAUCGAGAACCUCAGAUCAACACCAAGGGGGAACUGGCACCCAAUCAGCUUCAAGGACACAUUGUCUUCUGCAAUCUGAACUUUGCCUAUCCGAAGCGCCCUGACAUACCUGUGCUAAAGAACUUCUCUUUGGAGCUGAGAGCGGGUGAGAUGACAGCGCUGGUGGGACCGUCGGGAGAGGGGAAGAGCACUUGUGCGUGUUUGCUGAAGCGCUGGUACGAGCCGGGGGACGGUAAAAUCCUGUUGGACAAGGUUCCCCUGGAAUCCUACAACUGCCGCUACCUCAGCAAGAAGAUCGCCUUGGUAAACCAGGAGCCAGUGCUCUUCUCAGGCACAAUUGGAGACAACAUCGCCUACGGACUUGAUGACUGCUCCAUUCACACCAUUCAGGAAGCGGCUGGACUGGCUGACGCCCACAACUUCAUCAUGCAGCUGGACAAAGGCUACGAUACAGAGGUAGGCGAGGGGGGCAGCUUGUUAUCCAAGAGCGAACGGCAGCGGAUCGCUGUUGCUCGAGCGCUGGCCAGGCAGCCACAGGUCCUGAUUCUGGAUGAAAUAACAAGCUGCCUGGAUGAGGACAGUGAAAACAAGGUCCUGCGAAACCUGGCCAAUCGCCUCAACCAAACUCUUCUGGUGAUUGCUCAUAGACUCAACACCAUCGAGAAGGCCGAUCAGAUUGUAGUGAUCGGUGGCGGCAGGGUUCAAGAGCUGGGAACCCACCGAGAAUUGCUGGCCAAGAAGGGGAUCUACUGCAAAGUGAGAGAGAAGCUUGCCACAAAUUGAAGCUACUGACAGGCUCCAUUUACCAUUAGGUAUUUCCAAGGUUCUAUACUGCUAUCAUAAUACAACAAAUUUAAAUAUUUAUCUCAAUAGAUAUACAGUAUGACUCAGGUUUUGUCAAAGGAUUGUUAAAACUUAAAAUUAAUAAUUAAAAUAAAGCCUAAUAAUAAAAGUAUUUUAUAAUGAGUAAACAAAGGUUGCUGUGUUAAAAUACCUCAAUUAAAAAACUUAAAUGGUAUCACUGAUUUUGCAUCAUCUGUUAUGGUGAUUUUGUUCAUAAAAUUGUUGCUAUAGCAGGGGUCUCAAACUCAAUUUACCUGGGGGCCACUGAAAGCAGAGUCUGGGCGGGGCGGGGCUGGGCUGCAUCAGGUAUUCCACAAGAAAAGCUUUGUUGAAAAAAUUCCAAACUUCGUGGUGGCACUGUCGUGUUUAGCCAACGCACGGAGAACGUCUCAAUGCACGGAGAAGGUCAUUUCCUUCAUGUGUGUCAUUUCUGCUUUCUCCCGUUCAACAGCACGGCGGUGGAUAAUAGCCCGGUAGCAGUCUUCUUUGUUUUUGCGCUCGAUGUUGAUGUCUUUCAUGAUUAUAUAAACACCGUGGGAUUCGAAGAUGGCACGCCGGAUGACACUCCGGCGUGCCGUUACUUGUAAAGUAAUUGGAAAUGACACCAAUCAUCAUCAAUCUGUGGUAAAGGUUUUGCACAAAAUCAGAGUUUGAAAGUACACAUGAGAAUACACACUGGUGAAUAUUCACAUUGCUGUUCAAUCUGCAACAGAAGCUUUUGUGGACGAUCAAACCUUGUAAGACACAUGAGAAAACACACAGGAGAGAAAGUGUUGAGUUGCAGUGUGUGUGGUGAAAGAUUCUUUUAUAAGUACCAGUGUGAGAAACACAAGUGUGCUGGUGAGAACAGCAGCAGCAAAUGAAACUGCAGGAUUUGAAAUAAACUGUCAAGACUUUCAUUUUGACUUUCUAACAACAUCAGCACAUAUAACAUGUGUGACAUUGUUGUUUGUGUAACAAUCUUUUUAAUAUGCUUCUAUAUUUAUAGAUGUUAUUUUAUAUUAGUGCUUUUUUCAGUCAAGUACAUGCAUUAAUAUGCAACAUUGUGUACUUUUAUUAAACAUUGAACAGAACAAUUUGACUGAAAAGGUGAGAGUAAACACUACAAUACAUAUUUUACAUUCAAUAAGCAUUUUAUGUGUAUAUAUAUUCAUCAUGGGACGGUAUAGCUUGGUUGGUAGAGUGGCCGUGCCAGCAACUUGAGGGUUCCAGGUUCAAUCCCCGCUUCCGCCAUCCUAGUCACUGCCGUUGUGUCCUUGGGCAAGACACUUUGCCCACCUGCUCUCAGUGCCACCCACACUGGUUUAAAUGUAACUUAGAUAUUGGGUUUCACUAUGUAAAGCACUUUGAGUCAAUAGAGAAAAAGCGCUAUAUAAAUAUAAUUCACUUCACCAAGCUGUUGUUGAUAGGAAUGUAGUAAUAAAAGACAAAUGAACUCAAAUAGAAAUAUAUAAAGUGUUCAUCAUGUGAGGCAAAGCAAGUACAACGCAAAUAGCGAAAUGCAAAUACAAAAUAAUGACCCACAAAUAACGAUGUUACCCUAUAAUUGAUCUGGAUUAUCGGAGACUGUUAUUGUCGGCGGACACUAAGCGCCUUGUUAGCCUGCUCAUUGUGUUUUCUGAUUUUGUGCCUGAGCCUUUUGUUGCAGUGCCUUUUUGUUCUUUUGGUACCGUAGUUUUUGUUUUUUAAUUAUUGACUCUGUGGACAUUAAAGGACUUGUCCUCUGCGCUUUUUGGGAUCCACCACAGUAAGCCAUGACAUAUACGUAUAAUGUCCCGCUGGGCAGCAACUUCAGAAACUUCGAUUUGAAGUGUUGUGAACGCAGCGUGCUGAAUGUCCGUGUGUACCCAAUAGAAACGAGGCAGCCAUCUAGGCACGGAAGAAAACUCUCCAUAGCAACACUACUGUAACUUUCACUUAUUGAGAGCCACAUACCCUACCGUGAUUGGUAGGUUAAUUGAGCUCCACACUCAACACUGUAAAGUGCCAUUCAUAUAAAACUUGCGAGCCGCACUAACAUUAAACUUUCCUAUUAAGAUGGGGGCCGCAAAAUAUUGUCUCGGGGCCCGCAAUUGGCCUGCUGGCCGCGAGUUUGAGACCCCUGUGCGAUAGCAUUGAGGAAUGUAAUACAAAAGCAAGGUGACUAAAGUCAUGCUUCGAUAUACUGUAGUUAGGAUUUAAGUAGUCUUAGUUUUUAACAUAUAUUGACACAAACCCACUGAUUCAGUUUGCCCAAAGCCUCCAAGACAAAUCCUUACUGUCCGUGCUUAAGAUGUGCACAAGACGGUGCACCAAUUGCGGUGAUAGGGAGUGGUAUGGAACCGCUUGCCAAGAGUGAACCGCCAUUUCAGGGCUUGAAAGCUGCAAUGUAAAAUGGCGGACAUAAACUGGCUGCAUGGGUUGUGUCUUUUGGCAAUAUUAGCAUGUGGGAAAGUCCCUUCUCUGUGGAUUUUUGCUUUCGGUUUCCUUGUGACGCGAUGUGCCUUACAUCUUGUCAAAGUAACCCUUACUGAUAGCCAGAAAUAAGCGGCUUCCUUCAAAGCUGCUCUGAAAAGCCACCUAAGGCGGUGCCUACCCGUAACUGGGAAUAGACAAAGUCUUUAAUUUUUUUUAAAUUUCAAAUCUUUAUUUAUUUUAUUGCAGUAACUUUUGUCUUUUAACACUUUCUCUGUGGCACUGUGUUCUAUCUGUAUAUUUUCCAAUGUUAUUUUAGUUAAAAGGAUUUCAAUUGAAACAA
Nerophis lumbriciformis (worm pipefish) is the source of this 4954-nucleotide messenger RNA. RefSeq names its product transporter associated with antigen processing, subunit type a (gene tap2a). NCBI's taxonomy places the organism in Eukaryota, Metazoa, Chordata, Actinopteri, Syngnathiformes, Syngnathidae. Gene Ontology annotation, cellular component: membrane. The record is from RefSeq and is a predicted model, not a curated record. Gene Ontology annotation, molecular function: ATP binding; ABC-type oligopeptide transporter activity; ATP hydrolysis activity. Gene Ontology annotation, biological process: transmembrane transport.